This is a messenger RNA of Pyrenophora tritici-repentis Pt-1C-BFP, 868 nucleotides long. Its product is annotated as CysC, Adenylylsulfate kinase and related kinase. NCBI's taxonomy places the organism in Eukaryota, Fungi, Ascomycota, Dothideomycetes, Pleosporales, Pleosporaceae. Gene Ontology annotation, molecular function: adenylylsulfate kinase activity; ATP binding. The record is from RefSeq and is a predicted model, not a curated record. Gene Ontology annotation, biological process: sulfate assimilation.
GGCAUCCUGAGCACAAGUUUGCACUCGUAUAACUUGGAUAUCUUCCGCAAACACAGUUUCCAGCUUCAUACACCCCAAGUUCCUCAAUACAAGCCUCAGUCGCAACUUCCACAAUGGCAACCAACAUCACAUGGCAUCCGUCUCUCUCGCGCGAUGAGCGCAACAAGUUCCGCAAGCAAAAGGGCUUUACCAUCUGGUUUACCGGUCUGUCUGCGUCGGGUAAAUCUACCAUCGCAACAGCGCUUGAGCAGCACCUGCUUCACCUGGGCUUCGCCGCCUACCGUCUUGAUGGCGACAACGUUCGUUUCGGGCUCAACAAAGAUCUCGGCUUCACAGAAAAGGACCGCAAUGAGAACAUCAGGCGGAUAGCUGAAGUCGCAAAGCUCUUUGCUGACUCCUCGACCAUCGCCAUCACAUCCUUUAUCUCCCCCUACAAGGCAGACCGCGCACAAGCCCGCGACCUGCAUGCCGUUACCACCGGCACCGACUCUCCUUUGGCCUUCGUUGAAGUUUUCGUAGACUUGCCUCUCGAGGUUGCCGAAGCGCGUGACCCCAAAGGCUUGUACAAGAAGGCAAGAGAGGGCAAAAUUCCGGAAUUCACCGGCAUCAGUGCGCCAUACGAGGCGCCCGAGAAUGCUGAGAUUCACAUCAGAAGUGAUCAGAAGAGUGUGGAGGAUAGUGUAAAGGAGAUUGUAGAGUAUCUGCAGAGCAAGGGAUUGCUGGAACUGCAGAAGUAGAUUGCGAAAACGUCAUGGGAGUUUGACUGAAAAAAUGAGGCAUAACAUCUCACCGUGCUUUCAGUAGUGAAGCGAUGCUACGGGAAUUUGCCUCCAGUUGAAUACGAGAAGAAAGAUGCAGUUUGAAAGCA